Messenger RNA from Lates calcarifer (barramundi perch), 2358 nucleotides. RefSeq names its product S100 calcium binding protein T (gene s100t). Gene Ontology annotation, molecular function: calcium ion binding; transition metal ion binding. NCBI's taxonomy places the organism in Eukaryota, Metazoa, Chordata, Actinopteri, Centropomidae. The record is from RefSeq and is a predicted model, not a curated record. The transcript is spliced from 3 exons. Bases 1469 to 1897 code for a protein of 142 amino acids.
CAUUGUCACACAGGCACCGCUGCAAUGAUACCUGUUCCUUUCCAUAGCCACCAGCAACACUUGCUAAAUUUAGCUGUGACAUCCCUGACUAGUCAAACUCAGCAGCCUUUAGAUACACAGAGUAUUGCAACCAGAUCCUGACAUACAGUAUACGCUUCCUAUUGUGCUCCGUCCUCCACUCUGCAACACUAUACAUACACACAUAUGGCGCAUGCGACUGCACACACACACACACUGUGCUACCCCACUCACAGACACAAUAUACUGCAACAACAACACACAAACAAGAGGAUGCACUCACAGUACCACAAUGGCAGAAGCAGUCGCACUGCUUUUGUCAUUCAUUUUGAUGUUGUUUGCAUUUAUAUGUAUGAUCCCCUAGAUCAUUCAUUCAAGUGUUCACGAUUACAUCAUUACAUCACUUACUUUUCAUGCCCUUUGGUUCUCAUUGUAUCUAUUAUACUGCUUCAAGUCUGAUGGAUAGACGACCUAAACUAUUAUAAGUCUCCAACUGCAUCUUUAGUUGAACCUUUCAUAUGCCUUGUGCAGGCAUGUAGUGUGUUUUGGAGCUUGAGGAGUAAAUGUAUUUGUGAAAGUGUGCGUGUGUGUGUGUGUGUCCUUGCAUCGGCAUGUUUGCCUUUGUGUGUGUUUUUACGUCUUUGUAUGGGGAUUUUUUCUGCAUGGCUGCCAGGUGUGAUGGCUCCAUUCAUCGGUGCUACACUAAUCCUUCGGAUACUAUAUCAAGCAUGACCCCCCCCUCAACGCCACCACCACCACCACCACCAACUCCCAUUCUGCAGUAAACAUCUUACCCCAAUGCUGCCCUUUUUUUGCCGCUUAAAACCACAAACAUUUGGAAAGCUGUCAAGUUAUUCAUCUUCAUCUUGGCACAGUAUUUAUUUUAGCACUCCCUCCAAGCCUUUCCUUUGUUGUGACAUGAAGUACAAAAUGGUUGCACAACAGGGUAGCUGGAUAAUCCACUGUCACAAUAGUGAGCUGUAGCACAGUAAGUGAUAUGUCAUUGUCACUCCACAGCAGUUCAUUGUGCUCAGGAAAUGCUGUUGGACCAGUGAGAUGCACUCAUCAAAGAAUGAAUGUUACAGACUAAUUCUAUGUCUCUCAAAAUCACUAUUUAGCCUCUUUAGCUGCUGAGUUACUUAACUGUCAUGCAGGUUGACAUCUGAGAAUAGCAAGACCACAGUAAAUGUAUACAAGAGCAAUUGUGGUGUGUCUUGUGGUCAUAUUAAGGACACAUCAAUUUACUUAAUGCCUUGCUGUAGUUACAGUACCAUUAGUGCUUUCUGCGUGGGGGCAGGUGGAUGUAACCUGUGUCCAUUCAGCACAUAGCAGGUGUCUGAUGCGUAAACAGAGAAGGAGGAGAGAAGAAGGGGGGUGGGUGGGGUGGAGGAGCAACAGGUGGGAGGAAGGAGAUAGGAGGACGGGAGAGGUGGGAUGGGUGGAGUGAGGGAUGUAUUUAAGACGGUGUCCCCCUCAUCCUCCUCAUCAUCACCAUCGCCCUCUCUCUCUCUCUGCAACUGACCAACAGGCCAGCACUCAUCCUCCACUCAGAAUGUCUUUGCCCAACUCUGAGAACGCCUCCACUCUGGAGAGCGCCAUGCAGCUCAUGAUCCAGACCUUCCAUAAGUACUCUGGAAAUGAGGGGGACAAAUACACACUGAGCAGGGCCGAGCUCAAAGAGAUGCUCACCGCAGAGCUUGGCAACUACCUGGGGAACGCCCAGGAUAAGGAAGCAGUGGAUAAAGUCAUGGGAGACCUGGAUUCCAACAACGACGGCGAGGUAGAUUUCACCGAGUUCAUCAUAUUGGUCGGAGCACUCACUGUAGCCUGCAACGACUUCUUCCUGGAGUACAACGAAAAGCAAGAGAAGAAGAAGUGAACGCCCUCUGCACAACGACACCCCCGCUUUGCAAGCCCACAAGGUCCAGGGAGGAAACAGAUUUAGACAGGAGAGAAGAACAUCCUGUCAUGGACUUCACGUGCACAAAUACACUCACACACACACACACACACACACACACACACACACACAUCUGUCACUUUGAGAAGUAAGUGGUGGGUGUUUGUGUAUUUGUCUGCAGUGUCCCAUCAAUCCAUUACAAACUGUGUUUACUGCAAUAUGAAAAUCAGGAGAGUUUAAGUCAGAGUUUGAGCCAGUUUCAACACCUGUCAUUGUUGAAUAUGUGAAUAUAUCUCUUUCUUGUUCUUUUCGUGUAUUUUGUAACACAUUCAAACGAAGGAAUUCCCCCCUGGAAAGAAUAAAUGCGACCUUAACUGAAACAAUCCAAUGUUGGUUGUAUUUUACUAUGGCGAGAGAAAGAGCACAUGAUGGGCACCAGG